This is a messenger RNA of Clupea harengus (Atlantic herring), 2249 nucleotides long. RefSeq lists its product as uncharacterized. The record is from RefSeq and is a predicted model, not a curated record. Gene Ontology annotation, biological process: regulation of transcription by RNA polymerase II. Lineage: Eukaryota; Metazoa; Chordata; Actinopteri; Clupeiformes; Clupeidae. Gene Ontology annotation, cellular component: nucleus. Gene Ontology annotation, molecular function: DNA-binding transcription factor activity, RNA polymerase II-specific; RNA polymerase II transcription regulatory region sequence-specific DNA binding.
CGGGCCUGCAGUUUGAGACCCCUUGCUGUAGAGGUGUACAUAACAAUCACAGCAGUCGAAGUUUUAAAGUGAAACUGUUCAAGUCUGGACGGGCGUGGCUUGUCGGUUUCGUCUUUUGCAUCCAUAUGCAAGUCUGAUCAGAUGUAGCCAGGUGUUAUCAAUGACACAGGGCGUCACAGACUAGAUUAUUCUGCUCGAUCUAAACGUUUUCACAGUUGCAAAGGAGGGACACACGUUGAAACGACAGUCGAGGUUUCCUGCUCGCAGCGUUUGCUGUAAACGUUAGCCUAUCAGAUCGAAGUUCAUGUCUCCAAACUGUAUCAUGACAUGAAGAUUUUAUCAAGAGGCGAUAAUACUCCGGGAUGGGUGUAAAAUAUUCGGGGCCUGAUCGACCCAACGGCGCCUCUGGUAGUAUUCACAUAACUGAAAGUAUAACGCUUUAAACCAUGUCUGCCCAUUAACAGUGACAACGUCAACGAACAUGGCGGACUCAGCCAUACUAUCUGUGAAAAAUCCUCACAAACCUGGGCUUGUGGAUUUUGUCCAUGACAGCACAGCAUCAAAGCCAGUCAACAUAAAAACCGAGUUUGAUGAGGUUCCCGUCGACUCUUCUCCAGCAGCAUGUCAGAACGUUCAAGACCUGGAAGUAACGUCUAAGGAGGUCAAAGCUGAAGGGGACUGGCUUGAAACCAUGAUGUGCUCUACACCAUCUGUGAACAUAGACAACACUUUGAUUGACCUGAAGUGUGAGGCUUUCAAAUCAGAGACGGAGGGGUUUGACAGUUAUCCGUCAUCCUCUUCUCUCAACACAGAACCUUUUCUCCAGAAGAAGAGGCAAAACAUAAAAUCAGACAUGGAUCACCUCGAAAAUAUUGAUUCUGUGCAGGACAUCAAAUCAACAUUGAGAGAAAGGUAUAAACCAAAACCAAGGAGAACAUUUGAAUGUGAUCAAUGUGGACUCAUAUUUGGGCGUAAAGAUAAUUUCAUUGUCCACACGUAUAUUCACACGGGUAAAAAGCCACACAGUUGUUCAGUUUGUCUGAAAAGCUUCUCACGAGCUGAUGGUCUUGCUGUGCAUAUGAGGUUUCAUACAGGGGAGAGGCCUUAUAAAUGUGAUCAGUGUGGAAAGGACUUUAUCACGAGUGCACACUUUAAAGAGCACCAGUUCACUCAUACAGGGACCAAACCGUAUGCUUGUCAACACUGUGAUAAAAGCUUUGCCCAUCCCAAUGAUCUUACCAAACACCAGAGGAUACAUACAGGGGAGAGGCCAUAUCCCUGUGCAAAAUGUGGGAUGUCAUUCAGGCGCUCUCAGACCUUACGCAAUCGUGUUUUCAGAAAACAUGAACGCAAAGUAUCUUUUCCUUGCUCUAACUGCACAAAGGUCUUCAAGACUGAAGGGCGUUUAGAACAGCAUCUCAGGUCUCACUGUAAUAAGAAACACUCAAGGAAGUAAGCAGAAUGUUACACAAGAUAAUCUUAUCUUAACCUGGAGGGUCACUUUAAUGGAGUUACAAUGGACAAGUUAAAAAUGUGUUUUAGAAUUAAAACUGGCCUAUGCUAAUGGGAAUGUUUGAUGUUUAUGACCCCUCACCCAACCCUCCCACACAUAUAUGCUCAGGUACUGUAGUUUGUGUUGUAGUUUUUUAUUAUCAAGUUUCUUUGACCUGAAAUAUUUUCUUGUCCAGGAAAUAAACAAAACAGCAGUUCAGCAUUUAACUUAAGAGUUGUAAAAAGAACUAAUGGGGAUUUUUUUUUUUACAUCAGUGCUGUGUUUACCGAAUAAAAGCAUUAUAUCUUGGUUUUUUUUACACAGCGCCUGUCUAUUGUCAUCAUUCUAAGACAUGUAUAUAAUGUAUUAAGUUAGAACUUUUAGUGUCUUAAGUUUGUCUUUUCCUCUUCGAUAUAAGCUUUGAAACCAGACCGAUAAUAAACAUUGACAUAAAGAUAUGAGUAUAUGAGUUUAGGGUUCCAUACCUGAUGGAGAAAUGUAAAAUCUUUUCUAUAAUCAUUUGCCGUUGGUUGUUGAAACAUGGCUUUUCUGUCUCUGUUUGUGUGCUUAAAAGUGUACAUUCUGUGUGUUUAAGCGAGAGCUGAUAAGAAGAUCUAAUAGUCCUUCUAUCCUACAUUAUAGACGCAAACGUUGCAAAAAUUAUAGUAAGAUGACCUUGGACGUGGGGACCCAUCAUGUGGUUAUCUCUGCUGACAUAUUGUUUUGGCGUCAGAGACACCAACUUCAACCUAUAUAA